Molecule: messenger RNA, 6757 nt
Organism: Hypomesus transpacificus
Lineage: Eukaryota; Metazoa; Chordata; Actinopteri; Osmeriformes; Osmeridae
Gene: map3k1
Product: mitogen-activated protein kinase kinase kinase 1, E3 ubiquitin protein ligase
Exons: 20
Coding region: 35-4681 (1548 amino acids)
Biological process (GO): protein phosphorylation
Cellular component (GO): cytoplasm
Molecular function (GO): ATP binding; zinc ion binding; protein serine/threonine kinase activity
Source: RefSeq, a predicted model, not a curated record
AGAAGCUAAUAAGUGAUAAACUCCGGGACAGAAAAUGGCGACGGCGGGGAGCCGGACCUCGUCGUCGGAAAUAUCUAACUCAAACAACGGCACAAACGUUGGAAGCGGUCCUCAGGGAAAUUCAAGUGACCCUGGUCUUCCAAGCAGUCCCGGUAAGGCGAAGAGUAAUACCGGGGAAAACUCACAAUGGAGACGUAAAGAGCUGCGGAAAGUCAGAAGUGUGGAUCUGGAUAAACCUGAGUCGCUGUUCCUAUCUCCCGAGACUGGGACGGCUCCGAUAUCAGCGCAGCUGCACUUCUUGUCUAUUUCCUCGCCUGGUGCUGUUCAGGCUACUUUAUUACAGCAAGCUCACCACAUUCAGCAGAGCAAUUCACUCACCGAUCAUCCAAUUUCAGAUAAAAGUAAUACUCUUUCUUCAGCUGCUCAGGAAUUGUUGAAAACUUCUUUAAAACACUACAGCGACCCUCUCAGUCCUGAUAAUGGUGCUACCGGAACUUCAAUGGAAGUGAGCGCUUCACAAAAUAGUCGUGACAUGGAGAGCAAGGACACCCUGCGGGGGCUGCAGAAGAUGGAGGACCGGCCGGAGGAACGCAUGAUCAGAGAGAAGCUCAAAGCCACCUGCAUGCCCACCUGGAGGCACGAGUGGUUGGAGAGACGCAGUAGGAGGGGCCCAGUGGUGGUGAAGCCCAUUCCUCUGCGACCAGACGGGAGUGAGGCUGGCCGUCAGGGAGCGGAGGCUGGAAGCGGUUCACAAACAAGCUCCUCCUCCCAGAGCAGGGGCCGCCGCAGUCCCUCCCCCGGCCCCUCCUUGUCCUCCUCCUCUUCCUCUUCCUACAGCAAGACCUGUGGGAAGCCUGAGUCGCCCGGGGUGCGCAGGAAGAGAGUGUCCCCUGUGCCAUUUCAGAGUGGAAGAGUCACCCCUCCCAGGAGAGCUCCCUCCCCAGAUGGCUUCUCCCCCUACAGCCCAGAGGAGACCAGUCGCAGAGUAAACAAGGUCAUGAGGGCCCGCCUCUACCUUCUACAGCAAAUAGGACCCAACUCCUUCCUGAUAGGAGGAGACAGCCCUGACAACAAAUACCGGGUCUUCAUUGGGCCACAGACAUGCAGCUGUGGCCGGGGGGCUUUCUGCAUCCACGUCCUCUUUGUCAUGCUCAGGGUCUUUCAACUGGAGCCCUCAGACCCACUGCUCUGGAGGAAAACUCUGAAAAACUUUGAGGUCGAGAGCUUGUUCCAAAAAUACCACAAUCGACGCAGCUCACGCAUCAAGGCUCCCUCCCGCAACACCAUCCAGAAGUUUGUGUCACGCAUGUCCAACUCCCACACCACCUGUACUUCCAGCACCUCCACCUCUAGCAACGAGAACAGUCUGAAGGAUGAGGAGGAGCAGAUGUGUCCGAUCUGUCUGCUUGACAUGCUGGAUGAGGAGAGUCUGACCGUGUGCGAGGAGGGCUGCCGGAACAAGUUGCACCACCACUGCAUGUCUAUUUGGGCAGAGGAAUGCAGGCGUAACCAUGAGACUCUCAUCUGCCCACUCUGCAGAGCCAAGUGGAAGUCCCAUGAUUUCUACAGCCACGACCCUUCCUCCAUCUCCAUGGAGACGUCAUCUGGGCAUGUGCAGUCAUCAGGGUCCACGUCAUCAUCAACGCCUCACAGCGAGAGCUCCAGAGCGUUGUCCCAGGAGGCGGACUUUGCGCUUCCUCAAUAUGGUGUCCAGCAGAUCCCUCAAACCUACAAAGAGCUGGCUGAGCCCUGGAUCAAGGUGUUUGGCAUUGAGCUGGUGGGCUGCCUCUUCUCCAGAAACUGGAACAUCCGGGAGAUGGCGCUGCGUCGGCUCUCCCACGACGUCAGCGGCGCCCUCCUCCUAGCCAAUGGCGAGCGCUCCUGCCCGGGGGCGGGAGCGGGGUCGGGGGCGGCGAUGGCCGCGUCUGGAGGCGGGGCGAGCUGCGGUGAGGUGUCGGGAGACGUGGUGGUGGAGUCGUGCUGCAGCGUGCUCUCCAUGGUGUGUGCCGACCCCGUCUACAGAGUCUACGUGGCCGCACUGAAAACGUUGCGGGCCAUGCUGGUGUACACGCCUUGCCACUCUGUGUCGGAGCGCUCGCGGCUGCAGCAGUUGCUUCGACCUGUAGUGGAGACCAUCCUGGUCAAGUGUGCCGAUGCCAACAGUCGUACCAGCCAGCUGUCUGUGUCCACCCUGCUGGAGCUGUGUAAGGGCCAGGUGGGAGAGCUGGCUGUGGGAAGAGAGAUCCUCAAAGCGGGGUCUAUUGGCAUUGAAGGUGUGGACUACGUCCUCAACUGCAUCCUGGGGCCCCAAACCGAAGCCAACAACUGGCAGGCCUUGCUGGGCCGCCUGUGCCUGAUCGACCGGCUCCUGCUAGAGUUCCCUGGCGACUUCUACCCUCACAUCGUCUCUUCUGGAGGAGGAGGUGACUACCACCAGUCCCAGACCCUGGUGGAGAGGUACCAGAAGCUUCUGCCUCUGCUCAGCUUUGCCCUUCAGUCCAUAGACAACUCCCACUCCAUGGUGGGCAAGCUGUCCCGCCGGGUCUUCCUCAGCGCUGCUCGCAUGGUGGCCCGCGUGCCGCACAUCUUUGUCAAGCUCCUGGACAUGCUCAGCGUCACCAGCUCCACCCACUAUGCCCGCAUGCGCCGCCGCCUCCUGGCCAUUGCUGAGGAAAUGGACAUCCUGGACGCCAUUAACCUGGGCCUGGAGAGCAGCAUGGCUAAUGGGGCCGAGGCGCAGGAACAGACUUCUGCUGCCUUUUUGGAACCCACAGUGCCACAGAACUCGCCCAGCGCCACCGAGAGCAACACGCCCACUCACACGGUCCAGCUAACGUCUGUCAAGGCCCACGGUGGGAGGGCAGGAGCGAGCCCAGAGGAUGUAACUGAGCGGCUGGCAGCAAUAUCCUUGACGGGGCAUCCAAAUAUGGGUGCAGUCCCAGCCGAGCACCCAAAGCCCCCUGUUCAGGCCCGCAACAGGCCUCUCAGCCAGUGCCUGCACUCCCCUUCAUCUUCCUCCCCGCCCUGCAAUCAGACACCCACCCUCCCUUCGCCUUCAGCUUCCCAUCCUCCCACCUGCUUCCCUGGCCCGGACUCCAGCCCCAAGGCCCGGCCUCAGAGCUUCAUCCCUAGCAAACUAGCUUCCCCCUCUAGCACCUCUUGCUCCUCUUCCCCAGGCGCCCAGCGCCGGUUUCCCCCACAGAAGAGCUUAGUCAAGGACCCAGAUAAGCAGCUUCCCUCCCCUGUCUUCACCCAGGCACGGCCUCUCCCCUCCAGCCAGAUCCAUAGACCAAAGCCCUCCCGACCCACCCCCAACCCUGCUGCCUGCACCUCCUCUGAGUGUGCUACGGGAAUCUGUGCCCCUCCCACCCCCACUGCCUCCAAGCAAAGCUUAAAGCUGGACCUCCAUGGGGGGGCAGAGACCAUGGGGGUUGCCACCACCCUCAUUCCUAGCGAGGACACCUGCUUCACCCCCGUAGAGGAGAAGUUCCGCUUCCUGGAUGCCUCAGCUGAGCUCAACUCCUCCAUGGAGGACCUCCUGGAAGCUUCCAUGCCCACCAUUGGCGACACUACAGUUACCUUCCAGUCGGAGGUUGCUGUCUUGUCACCGGAGCGGGUCGGCAGGCCAGGUGAGGGCACGUACAGCGAGGACGUGACGCAGCACCAGAAGUGCAAGGAGAAGAUGGAGGCAGAAGAGGAGGAGGCGCUGGCGGUGGUAAUGGCCAUGUCAGAGUCGCAGGAUGCGCUGCCCGUCGUCCCCCAGCUUCAGGUGGAUAAAAAUGAAGACGUCAUUAUCAUCCAGGUGGAUACCCCAGAGACCCUUCCUGGCCACACCAAAGCAAAGCAGCCAUACAGGGAGGGGGCAGAGUGGCUGAAGGGUCAGCAGAUCGGCCUUGGGGCCUUCUCCUCCUGCUACCAGGCUCAGGACGUGGGCACCGGCACCCUGAUGGCGGUCAAACAGGUGACGUAUGUGCGCAACACCUCCUCAGAGCAGGAGGAGGUGGUAGAGGCCCUGAGAGAGGAGAUCCGGAUGAUGGCCCACCUUAACCACCCCAACAUCAUUCGCAUGCUAGGGGCCACCUGCGAGAAGAACAAUUACAACCUUUUUGUGGAGUGGAUGGCAGGCGGCAGUGUGUCUCACCUGCUGAACAAAUAUGGAGCCUUCAAGGAGGCUGUGAUCAUCAACUACACAGAGCAGCUGCUGCGUGGCCUGGCCUACCUCCACGAGAACCAGAUCAUUCACAGAGACAUUAAAGGUGCCAACCUGCUCAUUGACAGCACAGGGCACAGGCUGCGCAUUGCUGACUUUGGGGCAGCUGCUAGGCUGGCAUUCAAAGGCACGGGUGCAGGCGAGUUCCAGGGCCAGCUCUUGGGAACCAUUGCCUUCAUGGCCCCUGAGGUGUUGAGGGGCCAGCAGUAUGGGCGUAGCUGUGACGUGUGGAGCGUGGGAUGUGCCAUCAUUGAAAUGUCCUGCGCAAAGCCCCCCUGGAAUGCUGAGAAACAUUCAAACCACCUGGCAUUGAUCUUCAAGAUUGCAAGUGCCACAACAGCUCCCUCCAUCCCCCCUCAGCUGACCCCGGGCCUGAGGGAUGUCACCCUGCGCUGCUUGGAGCUGCAGCCCACAGACAGGCCCCCCUCCAGGGAACUUCUCAAACACCCUGUGUUUCGCCUCAACUGGUAGCCCCCUCCCCACAACGUCCGCACGGAAAUACUACUGAAGACCCUGCCAGCCUGCCCGCCUUACUGCUACCGACCAGUCACCCUCACUGACCACCCCUCCCCCCAUGGUGUCAAACUGCUGUACCUUAGCACAAAAUGCAAAAACAUCAAAUUGCAGAAGUUCCACUACAAAAACGGUGCCUUCUUUGGAGUGCCAUGUUGGGAUACUGUUAUUUGGUUAUUGCUUUUUUUUAUUGAAGCCCUGUUUCAAUUAGAAAAUGGUUCCUGUUGCACUUAGGCAGCCAUUUUUUCACUGUCAUAAAGAUUUUGAGAAGUUCUGUUAAUUUGAAGUAAAACAUAGAAGUCCUUAAAACAGGAGAAACUUUGUUUUUAGUCCUUGUUAUGUUUUAAAGUUUUGCCCUAAAUUUCAGAUUUUUGUCUUCGAACCUACGUAUGUGUUAAAGGAAAGUGGAAUCAAAUGUGCUUGUAAUUGUAACAUUUAAAUUUUUGGGGGGUGCAUUCUGUGUUUCUACACAGAUGCCUUUUGAAGAUGUGCAUUUUACUGUUGGGCCAUAAAGCUUAUUUGAAUAAUCAUUAAAAUGUUGUCAUUAAGUGUAUCAGGGAACGAUGAUAUAUCUAAUUGAAACUUUGCUAGUUUGGCUAGCAUAAUGCUGAAUGUGAAUGCUAAUGAUGGCGGUAUUUGUCUCUCAAUAGUUUUGUUUUUCCUUUUUUAUCUAAAAAAUCCCACUUUAUGAAGUUCUGAUUAUAUAAAGUUUGUUUCUCAUCUUAUUGGGUGUAAUUGUGUUUCAAAGCUAUCCCCAGUUUAAGAUGUUUGCUGAGUAUUGGCGUUUCCUAACUUUGUUAAUGUCAUGCCCUGCCGUUAUCCUGGCCUCUUAACCCUCACUGUUACGUUGAGCCAUGUCACCAAUGAGCCCUCAAAAUUAAGCUAUGUCCUUUCAUUCAAAAAUGUUAAGUUCAUUACUGAUCUACCAUUGUUUUGGUGCUGUUCCUUAUAGAAUGUUAUGCUCCAAUUUAACUUUUGAUGUGAUCAUAAUUUUUUCAUAUACAGUAUGUUAUAAGAAUGUGUGUUCAUCUGAGGUUUUCUAAAACUCUUUUCUAUUAUGGAUUUUCCAACAUGGAUUUUCUAUAUGAUACUGAUAACUACUGUACAGCAUUUCAGGUGGAGGGAUGAUUCUGAAAUCAUAGCUUUCUGCUUGUAAAUUUUUAAACAUCUCUUCUUUUUUUUUUUUUUAUUAGAAUUAUACAAGCAUGUUCCGAAAUCGUUUUGCUUGUCUAAACUGUAACUCUUCAAGUGUUGCCAUUCUGAUUGUAAUCAGUUAAGAAAGUUAAAGGAUGAUAAUCAUGAUUCAAAUCCAAAUUUAACCUUAUAAAAUGGGAAAUGCUACUUAUUUGGAAUUUCUUGAGAAAAUAAUCAUGCAAUGCUUUUGGCCAUUUUUAAAUACUUACUUAGAAAAUUUCUUUAUUUAAUUAAAAUCCUAUUUCUUUAUGUGGAGUACAAGCUGGUUGAGCUUGAAGAGUUAAAUGUAAAUAAAUGUGAAGUUUGGUAGCUACAUUUAUUGUACUUGACUGUCUUUUUAUACUACAAUAUUUUCCAUAAAAUACAUUUUGUUUUGUUCCUGCUUCGGGUUAUUUUUCUUAUCUUACUUCUAAAUGUAUUUUUAAAAGCUUUAAGAUUAUGCACUCUUGUCUUUUUAUAUACUGGAAGAUAAAUCAGAUUCUGUUAUUCAUAAAUGCAAAUCAGUAUUACUUCAAUUUGUCAUGUUGAAAAUUCUUACCAAUCUCAAUGCCUUCUGAAUCAUACAGUUGUCCACCUGUGUCUCAUCCAGCUUGCUGGUUUUCAUGUAUUUUAUUUUCUUAUUUUAUGCUGAUGUGAUCUUAUGUCCUUUUUGGAUCUGAGCUGGACUGAAUUGUUGUAUGAAAUUGUAUGCAGUUUCAUGUGUCACUUGGUGGUACUUUUUUUGUAAAACACAUCUAUUGCUGUUUUAUUCCAGUCUCUACUACCUCAGGUGUCCUAUAGUCUCUUUUACCAAAGUUCACUUUCUCAAUAUAUAUAAAUAUAUAUUCUUUUUUGACUAUU